AUGACAACCCGUAGAGCAUUUGCCCGCCAGGAGGAGUCUAAACUCCAAUUGGCUUUACAGGAACUAAAAGUAAGUAAGGAUUUGUGUGCUCAACUGCAUAGUGAAAGAGAGGAAAAUGAAAAAGAAUUAUUGACAAUAUUAAAAAGUAAUGACAAGUUAAAAGCUUCAUUGACACGGUUACAUAUAGAUUAUAGUGAUCUUUCAGAGGAGAGAGACAGAUUAAAAUCAAUAGUAGUUAGUUUUGAUGAGUGUGCGGUGGAGUAUGAACAGGCACUGAAGCGGAUCACCACACUGGAGUGCGAGCUGCGAGAUGCACAAAAAUAUAUCUCUGAGCUGGAAGAGAGUGCCCAUCAAGCAACAGCACUGCACACUCAUAGCUUGUUCGAAGAGUUAGUUGAGAACGCUCCAGAGUUGGUUGAUGUUACAAUUGAAAACCCGGUAACUAUAGAUCUUACAAAUGAUACCUUACCAGCACAACGGAAA
This is a messenger RNA of Brenthis ino (lesser marbled fritillary), 483 nucleotides long. The record is from the annotation of a GenBank genome assembly. NCBI's taxonomy places the organism in Eukaryota, Metazoa, Arthropoda, Insecta, Lepidoptera, Nymphalidae.